ACCGACACGAUGGACACUGGUGACGACGUGAGGGAAAAUGUGAAGAAAUACUAUGGCAGUCUCCUGGAGUCCACUGUGGAUGUGAAGACAAGUGCGCCCUCCUGCAGCUUGUCCUGCGGCAUGGUGAAGAGUGUGACAGAUGCACUGAGCCUGAUUCAUCCGGAGGUGACAAAAAAAUUCUUCGGCUGUGGUCUUCCCUUUGCAGCAAAGCUUGAAGGCUGCAGAGUCCUGGACCUCGGCAGCGGCUCCGGCAGAGACUCUUACGCCUACAGUAAACUUGUUGGACCCACCGGACAUGUGACAGGGAUAGAUAUGACUGAGGAGCUGAUCAACACCUCUCGUCAGUACAUUGAGUAUCAUCAGAAGAAGUUUGGCUAUAAAGAGCCCAACGUCACGUUUUCCCAGGGAUACAUGGAGAAGCUCAGCGAGGCCGGCAUACAAAAUGACUCAAUGGAUGUUGUGCUAUCCAACUGUGUCAUCUGUUUAUGUGCUGAUAAAAGAGCAGUGCUACAGCAGGCCUACAAUGUCCUGAAGGAGGGAGGUGAGCUGUACUUCAGUGACAUGUACGCCAGCAAAGUCGUUCCUGAUCACAUGACGAAAGAUGUAGUCCUGUGGGGUGAAGGAUUGGGCGGUUCCAUGUAUUGGCAGGAUUUUAUUACAUUGGCCCAAAGCAUUGGUUUCAGCACCCCACACCUUGUUUCAGCGAGCCGCAUUGUGAUCUACAACUGUGAGCUCAAAGAAAAAGCAGGCGACAUCAGCUAUGCUUCUGUCACUUACCGACUCUUUAAGCUGCCAAAAAAUGCGGUCCUGUCUGCAGCAACAGUGACCUAUAAAGGGACCGUGGUAGAUUUCCCUGAUCAGCUGGACUUUGAUUCCUCUCACAGCUUCAAGAAAGAUGUGGCAGCGGAGGUAGACGAAGAGAUGGCAGCAAUCCUCCAGAGUUCCCGUUUCAUCACGGAUUUCCAAAUCCAGAUGUCAGAUAGACCAGCUCAGUCCAGCUCGGCUUCAACACAGCAGUACUGCCACCUCAAUCCAUUCCUGCUGGCUGACAAACUUGGAUCCUCACAGAAACAAUGUUCCAAAACAGGCAAAUAAAGAUGAAGCUGCAUCCUGUGUUAGCAUAACAACGGUACAGAAAUAAAUACUAAUCAAAUGUUUUUAGAAUAGGUAAGCUGAUUUUGGGACAUUAUAGAUGGAUCAUUUUUAUCGCGUAACUUUCAGAUUUUUUUGAACAGAACAUUAAUACUCUAAUGAUUAUUAUAAGGGUCCACAAACAAAAAUAGCACAUUUGUACUAAACCAUAAAAGCUAAUUCACAAAGUCAUACAUGUUUUUUUUCUUACUAGUCGGUAUUGAUGUUUUAUGUAGCAGAUGCUCAACUACAUAAAGUUGAAAAAAAAAAAAAGAUUCUGUGUAAAAAUCUUCUGCUUACUUGUAUAAUUUUGUCAUCCUGCACCAUAAAACUGUGACAGGUAUAAUUCAUUACACAUGUUUAUUGUGUAAUUAUUAACAGUCAGGGUGUGGUUUAUAAAACAUUUACUUACAACUCUUACUCAGCAGAAAAAGGUUCAGUAAGAUAGAACGAGGACAGAACAGAGUCCAAACCCUCGUGAACAAAAAAAGUGGAAACCAACAUCCGAACACAAACUCUGAUCCCGAUGUUUUAGAAAAGCAAACGUUUAAUCAUGUCUGAAGAACAAUGGUUUGCAUUUGUUGUAAAAUAAUUUAAAAAAGCAACAAACAGAAAUAAUUGCAUCCCAUACAGCACCAUUAGUCUCUACAGUAAACAUAACACAAAUAACUAUUGGUCUUAAAACUCUAAAAGAUUGGUCUAAUACCCGGAGGUAAGUAAAGUACCACAACACAUGCAGACUUAAACAAAUAAGAGCUUAAAAGAAAGUGGAAAGUCAGAACACAUGUAUCUGUGUGUAACAGUUCUAUAAUCAGUUAUAUGACUUAGACUGAACAACGGGCUACAGUUUUGCUGUAAAUAUUAAUUAUGGAUAAAAACAUUAUUGUUA
Labrus mixtus (cuckoo wrasse) is the source of this 2020-nucleotide messenger RNA. RefSeq lists its product as uncharacterized. Gene Ontology annotation, molecular function: arsenite methyltransferase activity. Gene Ontology annotation, biological process: toxin metabolic process; arsonoacetate metabolic process. Gene Ontology annotation, cellular component: cytosol. Lineage: Eukaryota; Metazoa; Chordata; Actinopteri; Labriformes; Labridae. The transcript is spliced from 10 exons. The record is from RefSeq and is a predicted model, not a curated record. Bases 10 to 1095 code for a protein of 361 amino acids.